Messenger RNA from Talaromyces proteolyticus, 969 nucleotides. RefSeq lists its product as uncharacterized. NCBI's taxonomy places the organism in Eukaryota, Fungi, Ascomycota, Eurotiomycetes, Eurotiales, Trichocomaceae. The coding region runs from base 1 to 969 and encodes 322 amino acids. The transcript has 3 exons. The record is from RefSeq and is a predicted model, not a curated record.
AUGCGUUUUCUUCCCACAGCCUUGGGCAUGGUUCUCUAUGCUGCUGCCAUUGCAGCAGAAGACAAUUCAAAUUACAACGCUUCCCUCAACUACCGACCAGGUAACGUGAGUGCGAGUCUAAAUGAUCUGUACCUUUGGGUUGGAUCGUAUUACAAUGCCACUGCACAAGUCGACUUCAUACCGUAUGGCGGAGUGGCAGCUUCUAUUACGAGUCAAUGUCCAGCAGCGUUCAGCAACCAAACCGGCACCAGAAACUACACCGCACGACUAGGGCUCACAGAGCCAAGUCUGUACAACUCGGCUAAUGACCCAGUCAAUGCCUUUCUGACGCUCUGGCCCCUUGAUUUCAACUUCUCAACGUUGCUGUCAGGCCAGAUAAUUAUAUUCAUGCCUGGCUUGGAGUAUGCACUCUUUUCCUCAACCCCUCUCUAUGGUACUGACGAUCCUUCAAAUAACUGGAUCUGGUCCCUUGAAAACACCACAAGCCCACCGUACACUCUGUCCAGCACCAUAUCAAGCGGCUAUGUGGGCUGGAAUGGUUUCACUGUCCGUACCGCAACUUCAUGCGCUGGCAGCUCCGAAUGGUCGUUCGUCAUGGACAAGGGGUAUUUUAAUGGCACUAAUCUCCCGAGCCCAAACAUAGAUCUACAGUUUGACGGCUCCACUGCAAACUUGACUUUGCAGGGAUACGCUGAGGCUGAUCCUAUCUAUGAGACGGGUUCCACCUCGACCACGGGGGACACAACAAUCGCUGGGGAAUUCAGACUGACCUUUUCAGGUGUCAUCGAUACGUAUCAUUCAGACAUUCUUAGAAAUGAUACUAGUACACCAGGAUGGCUGCGUACCGUUGGUUUCAAUAACAAUUCGGCGAACUUCGGAUACACCACAAGUGAGUCGACGAGAAGUAAGCUCAUGGGACCUCUGUCGUUGACUGCUAUUGUAUCUGCGGUGUGGCUGAUGAUUUUAUAA